Penicillium daleae is the source of this 6135-nucleotide messenger RNA. RefSeq lists its product as uncharacterized. The record is from RefSeq and is a predicted model, not a curated record. Gene Ontology annotation, molecular function: protein binding. Bases 1 to 6135 code for a protein of 2044 amino acids. NCBI's taxonomy places the organism in Eukaryota, Fungi, Ascomycota, Eurotiomycetes, Eurotiales, Aspergillaceae. The transcript has a single exon.
AUGUCGCUAUCAGAUUCUGAGGGGUAUGAUGCGGUUGUGGUCGGCCCUGGUGAUAUUCGCGAUUUCAACGAAGAUAACAUCCUUCCGCUUCCUGCAGAGGACCUCAAAAAUAUCAGAGAUUGGCUGCAGCCUACACCCUAUGAUCUAGAGAGAUCUGAGUUUUCGAGACAUCUCGAGUCAUAUCUGGCGGGUACCUGCCAAUGGCUUAUAUCCACAGAUACAUAUCAACAGUGGCAUGGAGGCGACGCGAAUGGCCUUCUUUGGAUCAAAGGCAUACCAGGGUCAGGCAAAUCUGUCAUGGCUGCUUCGAUAAUCCACCAACUACGCAAAGAAAAUGUGCCUGUUUUAUUUUUCUUCUUCCGACAAAUUAUCGAUGCAAACCAUCAACCAGUAGGGGCGUUGCGGGACUGGCUAUGCCAAAUUCUCCCCUUUAGCCCGCCCUUGCAGGUCAAGUUGAAAAAUGAAUACCUCGGUCAAAAACGCUCUAUUGAUAGUCUAGCUAUGAACGAUCUCUGGAAACACAUCAAUUUUGCUCUUUCGGCAUUCCCUAAGGCCUAUUGUGUCACAGAUGCUUUGGACGAAAUGGACCAAGGCAAUGAUGACUUUAUUCAGGCGUUAGCCGAGCUGGGCCAAUGGCGUCCUGCGAAUCUCAAAGUUCUCAUUUUCUCGCGCCCAGUUGUCGCAGUGGAAUCUCCCCUGAGGUCCUUAUCUGUGUCCACUCUUCGUCUGGAAGAACAACUUGUCGAUAUGGAUAUUGCUGAGUAUGUGCAGUACCGCUUGCGACAUUCCUCCGUGCCCAAGGAAUACUGGAAUCUCAUAACCGAAGCUGUUCCUGGUCGAGCGAAUGGUCUGUUCUUAUAUGCCCGGCUUUCAAUGGACGCGUUCUUGAAGCCCGGUGCUGAUGCUAAAGACGUUCUCCAAAAGUUGCCUCAGGACCUGAACGUGAUGUAUAAUGACCUAUUACGCGAGCAUGCAAAGCGCUCAAAAGUUCCCGAAGACCUUCAGCUACUUAUCCUGCAGUCCGUUACACAUGCAACUCGCCCCCUUCGUCUUCUUGAGGUUGCUGAGUUAAUCAAAGCCACCCAUGCUCCAAUUAAGAACUGGAACUUGAAAGAGAUCAAAGAUCUAGUCCGGGCGGCUUGUGGUCCGCUGCUCCAAAUUCUUCAUGAUGAGACAGUCUCGGUCAUUCAUCACUCAUUUACCGAGUUUCUGAAGGGAUCCACUCGCUCCGGUGUCCUUGAUGGUUCAACUUACCCUGUUCUGAAGGCUGGCCCGACAAACCAGCGGCUUGCCAUUGCAUGCUUGGACUAUCUCAUGUCUGGCUGCUUAGACAAGCUUGAGAUCAAGAAACGCCGUGCAGAGGAUGAGUUCUUUAACCCCAAGAAAGCCCAGCAGAGUGGAAUCCGCCUGCAAUUUCCAUUCCUCGAAUACGCAGCGAUCAAUUGGUACAUCCAUACUCGCCGAGCAGUACUAGCUGGCAUGGAUUUGUCAUCAUUAUACACGACACUGGACAAGUUCUUUGCGAGCAAUCAACGAUUUAUUGCUUGGCUGGAUAUCGACUGGCCGGAGAAUGUAAUCCAAGGUCUGACCCCCCUCCAUGCUGCCGCCAAAACCGGACUGGCUCAAUACGCUACGCACUUGAUUCAGAGGAACGGUGCCGACCCGAAUUCCAAAAGUAAGCGUGGGGAUCCCCCUCUCUAUUGGGCUGCUUCCAGUGGCCAUGCGGAUGUGGCGCAGGUUCUCAUUAACAACGGAGCGGAUCCGGAUGGAGAGGCGCACGAAGGAUACAAACCUCUUCAUGAAGCGGCUAGCAAGAACCACGCUGACGUGGUCAAAAUCCUGCUUGUCGCUGGCGUUGAUCCAUUAACGCCAAAGACAAAAGAGGCCCCAGGCGGAUUCUGUGGCAAUGCUCCAACAUCAAUCGGUCAUACCCCACUCAUGUACGCCUGCAAUAAUGGCCAAACUAAGGCAGUGGCUGAAUUCCUACCCUAUCUCAAAGAUGCUGAUACUAUCACGAAGGCCCUUUUUUGGUCUGCAGGCUCAGGACAUGCGGCCUGUGUAGAUCGGAUUCUUCAACAUGCCACUGUGGAUGUGAAUUCAAUCUACGGGGGACAAACUCUGCUGUUCAAAGCCUGCACCAAUGGCGACCUGAAUACAAUCAAGGUCAUUCUCGCGGCUGGAGCGGAUCCCAAUAUCUUCUCCCCUUAUCCUCAUAAUGAGCUUAGGGGUAUAAACUCCAACAUGCGACAGUUACACCAACCCUCUAAGCGUCCAGACGAACCCAGAGGCUACACUGCCCUGCACGCUCUCAGUGGAAUAGAUGGCGGAUCUGGUCGUCGUCAGUCUCUACUGGACUGUGUUUCAGUCCUCCUCCAAGCUGGUGCGGAUAUUAAUUUAAAGGCUCCAAAUGGCGAGACAGCCCUGCAUAUCGCCUGUUUAAACAACAUAGAUAUUGUCAAACUACUGUUGGAAGCAGGGGCAGAUCCUUAUGCCAAGACCGACGGUGGAGGUACAAUCCUCCACACCGAUGGAGCGACGGACAAGGAGUUGCUUCCCGUACUUCUCGAAUCAGGGCUUGUUGAUGUCAACAAAGUGAUAGCAGAAAACAACGGAGGGCCUUUGUUCCUUCGACUUCAAGGUCAUUACUUCGAGUCCGCUCUGGAAUUUUUAAAGUACAAACCAGACCUGAAUAUGACUGCGGCAGAUGGCAAUGGUCUGCUGCAUGCGCUAUUCAAUAACUGGGGUUUCAAAUCCCGGAACGCUGUUCUUGAUGCCUUGCUGUCAGCUGGCGCAGAUCCAAACCUCCAAAACCAAAAGGGUGAGACUCCGUUGCAUUUGAUGAGAAGUGAUGGUGAAGUUGAAUCGGUCUCCAAGCUGCUCAAGGCCGGCGCAAAUCUUGAGAUUCGGGAUGCACAAGGGCAAACACCCCUGUUCAAAAAUGUCACACAUUCGAAUUUUAACAAGGGCAAACCUAACCUCUUCAGAACACUUAUUGAGCUUGGUGCUCGACUUGAUACCCGAGAUAAUAAGGGCCGGACCCUUCUGCAUCAAGUCGCCGGGGAUCCUGGUCGUUUGGACGAGCUACUAGGCCUUAUGGACUUUGACCCUUUCGUAAUCGACAAUAAAGGAAAUACGCUUUUGCUUGAGCUCGCUUCAAAGAGAAAUAGCUCCGACGGCAUUACAAGAUACAAACAUCUCAAGAAGCUGGGGGUUGAUAUCGAGCAGCCUAACAACUGCGGGAAGACGGUCUUGCACAAGCUGUGCUCACGAAAACCAAGAAGUCGCAGUUGGAAGCCUUCUGUGGAGACACUAUUUGGCUACGUGACUCAAGAGUGCAAGAGCCUCAGUCAUCAAGACAUUGACGGAAUCCAGCCCUUGCAUAUUGCUGCCGCUGUGUCUGAAAGUUAUGUUUUCAAGCUUCUCAAUGCUGGGGCUGAUCUUUUCAGCGUCACAAAAGAAGGCAUGACGAUUCUGCAUAUUGCAGCUCGAGCCCGACAGUCUGGAAUUAUCGGUCUUGUCCUUUCCAAAAUCGACGACCUUGAUGAUGAAAAACGAAAAGCCUUCAUCAAUCAGAGAAAUCAGGAGGGAAACGCAGCCCUUCACUACGCCUGCUGCUCGGGCCGUCCUGAAACUGUUUAUCUUCUGUUGGAGGCCGGCGCAGAUCCUAACUUGCUAGGCAAGGACGGACAUGCGCCUUUCAGAGCAUGUGCCGAGUUUGAGACCGAACAAGCAAGAUGGAAAAUGAUUGGCAAAAAAGACAGCGCCAAAGCUAUCAAGACAGCCAGCACCUGGCUGGGCACGCGAAGUAUACCGUCAGUGGGAGAAGAUAUUAAAGCCUUCCAAUGGAAAUCGCAUAAUCUCAAUGAGUCAGACUCCACACGCCUGGAGGAAAUUUUGGUUUCCUUGGUGCUUCAUGGCGCAAACAUUACUGGAGAGAAUGGCUCUCUUCGUCAUGCAUUCCAAGCAGCCGUAUCUAAUCAAUGCGACUAUACUGCCGAACUUUUGGUGCGGAUCCAGUCGCGGUUUCUCCCCAACAUGAACCUCCAAGAAGGACCAUAUGCCCAUGGCUUCAUUCUCUGCAAUUCUCGGUUGGAAAAUGAGAAAUCAUCGUUGAAAAAGGAAGAGAAGUCGCGAAAGACCUGGAAACCCACAGAACGAUCACGCAAUGACGCACGGUUUAUGCACACAGUCAAGCUGUUAGGUCUUCGCCAAUACGGUCUAUUAGAGGAGAAAAUGCCAGAAAUAGACAUCCUCCAGCUCAAUUGGACCAGUGUGUCUCUUUUACACUGCCUUGUGGGUGCCGGUCUGUCGGAUAUUCUGGAUCGUAUCUGUACUCCUAAUGCCGCUUUAAAAUUUGAUGAUCAUGAAUGGUGCGCCCAGGCUGAGGCUGCAGAUCACUGUCAUCUCAACGCAGUGAAGCCGCUCUUGAUCACCGCAUGCAAUCGUGAAUUGCCAAAUAUGGAAGUUGUCCGGAUCCUUGUGGAAAAAAUGGGUAUCAACAUCAACUCAAAGUGCAGAAAGGAAACCUGGGCUAGCGGGAAGCGCGAGAUUGUGUUGGGCAAUGGCAUUUUACAUGACCUUGCAGAGGGCACAACUUGGUGGAAUGUGCAUCAAGCUUUGCCGUAUCUGAUCAGAAAGGGUGCCAAUCUGGAUCUUCGCAAUGAUGACGGCGAGACGCCUCUGCACAUUGCCCUAGACUAUGAAAGGUAUAAGGGCGUUUUCUACAAGGAAGCUGUGAAAAUUCUUCUGGAGCAUGGCGCAGAUGCCAACGCUGUGAAUUCCAAGGGAGAGACCUGCUUAUCGAAAGCUGGUGCUGAUAUGGAGCUGAUCGAACUGCUUCUAUUCCACGGCGCGAAGAUCUCUCCUGCUGCUGUAUUUUCCGCAAUCGAGCUCGGCAAAGUUGAAUUAUUGGAACUCUUUCUCACUCAUGGUGAUCUAGCCAACAUGAGACGACCCGUUGCCGAAACCCCGGAAAGAAUCCAUUCAAUUGAGCAAACCAGAAUUCCAGGUGCUGAGAUAUAUCCGUUAUUACACGCAGCAACUUUCAAAUCUACUAGCCCUCUCAAAAAGGUCGAUCUUACACCUGUUCGAAAGCGCAUGAUGACUGCGCUUCUUCAGCACGGUGCAGAUCCUUACGCCACUUUUGUCAAGCUUCAUCGAGUAAAUGACAGCUCUUUCAAGGACGACGACAAAUCAGAGGAAUCAAAUGAAGACUCUCAAGGAAAUUGGGAGUCCGAAACAUGCACUGUCAUACAUGAGAUAUUGAUGGGAGGGGACAUGGUUGAGCCACUGCUUCAACUUCCAUCACUCCAGCUUGAAUCACGAGAUGACCAAGGAAGAACAUUGAUCCUUUGUGCUGCUCGAAUUGAGCGAAUGUGGAGCCUUGUCGACCGUGGAGCUGACAUUACUGCCCAGAACAAAUUAGGUCAAACAGUUGUUCACGCACUCAUACAACGCCGGCCCAAUGAGCAGAUUAUCAGCACCCUUGGGGCUUUCUUUACAAAAGAUCCUAAGCUUGUGCAGAUAAGCGACAACACUGGUGACACCCCACUUCACUAUGUGCUCAGAUCAAGAGAUAUGCACUUUCAAUAUGUUGACCUACUGCUUGAACAUGGCGCCGAUCCCCUUCAGCCAGAUUCAAACGGCGACACAGCCCUCCACUUUCUCGCCAUCCAGCCCAUCACCAACAAAGCACGCAUGCAGCAAUUCUUGGACCUUGGGUUACACAUGAACUCACGCAACAAGCUGGGAAAUACCCCACUCGUGCGGUAUCUUGCACAUGGUUCAUUGCGACGUGGGUGCAGGUUUUGGCCCAUGGCCGAGACCGGUGUGCGCGGAGAUAAUGAUGGCCUACUAUUCUUCAAAGAUUUUGGUGCAGACUUUUUUGCAAUUGACAAUUUUGGGACGUCGCUGCUUCAUGUGGUUGCUGGUAGGGAGGUUGGCAGUAGUAGUUUUCAUCGUGAAUUUGAGUUAAAAGCGCCCACAGAAAAUCUUGUCCAGUGGUUCAAAUUCCUUAUGGAUAUGGGCUUGGACCCUAUGCUUGAGGAUGCUCAGCAGCGGACUCCUUUGGAUGUUGCUGCCGCUUGCGGCAAUGAGCAUAUUCUGAAGUUAUUCAAACAGAAGCCCAUUGAAUAA